GCGGUGUUUCCCAUUAGAGGCUGCUCUAGAUUUCCCUCGCUCUCUUUUGCCCUCUAGAAGCCGACAAGAUGAGUAAAGUCACUCGUGAUACCCUCUACGAAUCAGUUGGUGCGGUCCUUCAAGGAUCCAAAGACAAAAAACGCAAGUUUACGGAAACAGUAGAGCUCCAGAUCGCUCUAAAGAACUAUGAUCCCCAGAAGGACAAACGUUUCAGUGGUACUGUCAAGCUAAAAAAGAUCCCACGUCCACACAUGAAAGUGUGUGUAUUUGGAGAUGCGUCACAUUGUGAUGAGGCUAAUGCUAAUGGCAUUCCUUGUAUGGAUGUAGAGGCAUUGAAAAAAUUAAACAAGAACAAGAAGAUGGUGAAAAAAUUGGCCAAGAAAUAUGACGCUUUCCUUGCAUCUGAGAGCUUGAUCAGACAGAUUCCUCGUAUUCUUGGACCUGGYCUUAACAAGGCUGGCAAGUUUCCAACUCCCAUCACACAUGGUGAAAACAUGGUACAGAAGGUUGAGGAUGUGCGAUCUACCAUCAAAUUUCAAAUGAAGAAGGUGCUGUGUCUCAAUGUUGCAGUUGGACAUGUUGAAAUGUCUGAUGAAGAACUUGCAGGCAAUGUCAAUCUUGCCAUCAACUUCCUUGUCUCACUUCUGAAGAAGAAUUGGCAAAAUGUGCGUGCUCUGUACAUCAAGAGUACCAUGGGUAAACCUCAGCGCUUAUAUUAGUUUGUAAUGUAUUAUUGCAAACAAUAUAAAUAAAAUCAAACAUCCACCACUGAA
Messenger RNA from Actinia tenebrosa (Australian red waratah sea anemone), 773 nucleotides. RefSeq names its product large ribosomal subunit protein uL1. Gene Ontology annotation, molecular function: RNA binding; structural constituent of ribosome. Gene Ontology annotation, cellular component: large ribosomal subunit. The record is from RefSeq and is a predicted model, not a curated record. Gene Ontology annotation, biological process: translation. NCBI's taxonomy places the organism in Eukaryota, Metazoa, Cnidaria, Anthozoa, Actiniaria, Actiniidae.